AUGACGGAAAAAAAAACUAACAAACAACAAUAUGGAGACGAAGAUAUUCAAGUCUUAGAGAUUAUUGAAGCGAUUCGCGAAAACCCCGGAAUGUAUGUGGGUUCGGCCGAUGAACAAGCAGUGGCUCGUUAUGAAGAGGAAAAAAAAGCCACUCAAGUAAAGAUAAUUCUUUCGGCUGACCAAAGAACAGUCACGAUUGCCGAUGAUGGUCGGGGAAUUCCGAUUGGUAUUAAUAAGAAAACCAACAAAAGUUCAUUGGAAACUGUCCUUACUCACGCUCACUCUGGUGCUAAGUUCGAAAAAGGCACUGAGUUUGGCAAAAAAGCUUAUAAAACAGCAGGUGGCAUGCACGGUAUUGGUUUAACGGCAGUGAAUGCUCUUUCCGAAAGAUUAGAAUCAGAAAUUAUACCUUAUUCCGGAAAAGACAGCAGCACUACUAUUACUUUUACUCCUGAUCAAAAAAUUUUCGAAGAAAUUAAUCAUUUUGAAAUUGAAGUUAUUAAAAGUCGUUUAGAAGAAUUAGCCCACCUUAAUCCUUAUCUUAGUCUAAUUUUUCAGCGUUCACCCGAAGCUGAGCCAGAGGUUUUUCAUUACGAAGAUGGUCUAGCUGUGUCGCCCGCGGAAGACAAAUAUUUUCAUCUAGGCUUCGCUUUUCAGUAUAAGUCAGGAAGAAAAACCGAUAUUAAGUCAUUUUGUAAUAAUAUUUCUACCGGCGGUGGUGGUACUCAUCAAGAAGUUGACAUUUUAAAAAGUGAUGUUUUGGAAGGUCUGACGGCCAUUGUGGCCGUGCGCAUGCAAGGUCAAAUAUUCGCUGGGCAAACCAAAGACCGGCUGGCUAACAAAAAAGUCCGUGAAAUUGUUAAAAACACUACUUAUGAUUUAGUUCAAAAGUUUUUUCAAGACCAUUAUUUAACCGCUGAAAGCAUUGCCCGAAAAAUUAUUGAUAAUGCCCAAAUUCGGGUUAAAACUGAAGAACAUCAAGAGUUAUUACGGGAAGGUCGCCAAACUAGUAUUCUUCCAGGUAAGUUAGCCGACUGUAUUUCCAAAAAACCGGAAGAGAACGAAUUAUUUAUCGUGGAGGGAGAAUCAGCCGGCGGUACCGCUAAAAUGGGUCGAGAUUGCAAUAUUCAGGCGGUUUUGGCUCUUAAAGGCAAAGUUAUUAAUGUGGAAAAAUCCGAGCGAAUUAAAGUCUUCAAAAAUGAAGAAAUAAAAAACUUAACUAACGCCUUAGGAUUUAGUGUUAAUGAAGCCACCCAAAACUAUUAUAAUCGCUUUCAACCAAAAUUAGAAGCCGGUUUUCCAGCGGAGGAACUCCAAAUUACUGAUGAUUUUACUUACGAGGAUGAGCAAGAGCAAAAGCAAACUAUCCCAGCUCACCAACCCUUAACUUCUGAGCAAUUACAAACUUUGGUGGAAAAAACUCGACAGAGCUUAUCAAAAAAACUGCGCUACGGGAAAAUAGUAAUUAUGACCGAUGCUGAUGCGGACGGUAAACAUAUUGAAUGUUUAGUUUUAACUUUCUUUGCCCGUUAUUUUCGUUAUCUAAUUGAAGAACACCGUCUUUAUCUGGCGGUGCCACCACUUUACAAAGUGCAAAGUAAAAAAGAAGUUAAAUAUCUUUAUAGCGACCAAGAAUUGGAAGUUUAUCGUCAGGAAAAACAAAAAGGUUAUACCGUGCAACGUUUUAAAGGUUUGGGAGAAAUGAAUGCCCAACAAUUACGGGAAACCACCAUGGCUUUACGGCGGCGUUGCUUGCACCAAUUGCUUUAUUCUAGCCCGCUUAGCAUUCGCCAAAUUAUUGAAGAAAUGAUGGGACCGAAAAGCACUUUCCGCAAGCAACGUUUAGAAAGUGGCGAACACAAACACGCCCAAGUAAUAGUCAAAGAAAACGACCAAGUUGAAAUUGACCAAGCCUUAUUAGUGAAAUUUCUUACUUACGCUUACGAAGUAGUAGAAGACCGGGCUUUACCCCAAUUACAAGACGGUUUAAAACCAGUCCAACGCCGUAUACUCUAUACUCUUUAUGAAUUGGGGCUAUUACCGAACAAACAGCACCGCAAAGCAUCCAAGACGGUCGGUGAUGUAAUGGGUAAAUAUCAUCCUCAUGGCGAUGCCAGUAUUUACCAAGCUAUGGUAAAAAUGGCCCAAGAUUUUAACUAUCGCUAUCCGUUAGUGGACGGUCAAGGAAAUUGGGGUUCUAUUGAUGGUGAUCCAGCCGCGGCCAUGCGGUAUACCGAAGCCCAACCCAAAAUCUUGCCGGCUAACUUAAACUUACUGCUCAACGGUUCCAGUGGUAUUGCGGUGGGAAUGAGUACCAAUAUUCCGCCUCAUAACUUAGGAGAAUUAGUGGACACCACUGUGCGGCUAGUGGAAAACCCAACUCUCACUACGGAAGAGUUAUUCCAAACUUUCCGGGGACCCGAUUUUCCGGGAGGAGGAAUUAUUUUAGAAAAAGAGAAUUUGCUUAACUUUUACGAAAAAGGUGAAGGAACUAUUUACAUCCGGGGCAAAGUCGAAAUUACUUCUAGUAAGCAAGAAAAAGAAAAGAAAGAUUUAAUUCGGAUCAGCGAAUUGCCCUAUAAAGUUAAUAAAGCCAAGCUAGUUGAAAGAAUUAGCCAAAUAAUUAAAGACAAAAAAAUUGAAGGCUUAAAAAGCGUGGCUGACUAUUCUAACUGGGAAGAGCGAGUAAAUAUUCACUUGAAAUUUGACCCGAACUAUGACGGUACUGUAAUUGUAAAUAAACUAUACCAAACUACUAGUUUACAAAAUUCGUUUAGCGUGAAAAUGCGCGCACUGAUUGAAGACCAACCAAAAAUCUUCUCUUUAAAAGAAAUUUUCCAAGCAUUUAUUCAGCAGCGCUUAGAAAAUAUUGACAAAAAAGCCCAAUUUAUUCACCAAAAAAAUCAGAAAGAGUUAGUUAAUUUAGAAACCAGAAUUUUCAUUAUUAAUAAUUACCAAGAAAUUGCUGAAAUUACUCAUAAUUCUCUGUCCGAAGAAGCCCGCGACCAAAAAUUACAAGCCCGGUUCAAUUUAGAUCAAGAAGGCAUUGACCGCAUUUUGGAUACCCCAGCUAAUUUUCGCCAAUUUAGUCCCGAAAGAAGAGAAAAACUGGAAAAUGAUAUCACUAACCUACAACAAAAAAACCAAGAACUACAAGAACUAAUUACUAGUGAAGAGAAAAAAAAACAAAGAUUAAUAGCCGAACUACAAGAAUUGCAAAAAACUUACCAAUCUGACUACCGCCGUACGGAAUUUUCGGAAGAAUUACAUUUAAUUGAUGAACGGAAAUUAACUCCCCAUGAAGAAAGAUUAGUUAUUCUUAGUCAAGCCGAAAAUAAAAAAGAAGAUACUGUUAACACUUACUUAAAUGUUCACGAAAUUGCCAGUUUAGAAGCCACUAAUAUUCCCAGCCAAGGUAAAGAAUUAAAGACGCGAGCCCGAGAAUAUAUUACGGCUAUUUUUGCGAUUCCUGAGGGCAAUAUUGCCACUGAACAAGACUUAUUGCUUAUUACUAAAAAAGGAAAAAUCAAAACUCUGAAUACUGCCAAGUUGAAAAAAGCAAGCAAUUCUGGGCGAAAAGUAAUUAAUCUUUAUCAAAAAGUUCGAGUAAAAUGCCCGCGUCACCAAAUCCAAAUGGAACAACACAAAACUGCUACUUGUUGUGAUAAAUCCCAAGGUAUUCUUGCCUACGCUCGCUGUGCCGAUUUCCGUGAAUUACAAAAAGAGAUUAAAAAGUAUAACGAAGAAAACGAGGAAAUAGAAGCGAUUAUUAAGCGCAAGACCAAAGGAGGAAUAGUGAAUAAAAAAGUUUCGGUUUAUGGGAGUCCAAAAAGGGUUGGACAUUGCGAAGAACAUAAAAAAGCACGGGAAAAACACAAAAAAGGCGAUUGUUGCGACAAAAGCCAAUUUGGUGCUCAAAUGCGUUGUUCCAAGUUUAGAGAAUUACAAGUCCAAAUUAAGGAGUGUGGAGAUUGCCAACAGCCCCAACUAUUUAGUGCUAAAAAGUUAAGCAAGCAAAUAAAAAAAUGUGAGCAAGUAGUUGAUUUAUUAGUAAUCAAACCCCAGCGGCAAAAAGAUAAUUUAGCCCAAGAAGAAGCCGAAAAGUUCACCACAGAAAUUAGAGAAAAUAAAGAAAAUUUAAAAAAAGAUAUUUUGGUUUCACCAUUAGAAAAGGAAGUUAAAAAAGAACUUUUAGUAGCCAGCAAAAUUACUAUUACCCAAGAAAUCAAGGAAAAAAUUGCUAAUUUCCGCACCGAAGAAAUGAACGAGCAAGCUCGCCAAAAUUACCAAACUAAUUUACAAGAAAAAAUUGCUAAUCACCAACUUCUCACCGCUAAAACCCAAGAAAAGCAAGAUAAAUUAAAUAAAGUUAGAGAAGAAGUCGAAAAAUGUAAAAGUUGUCGAAAGUAUUGUAAUAAUCACAAAAAAUUACAGAAAGAAAAAGACCAAGAACACGAAAAUUGCCCCCGCUGUAAUAAGAAAAAGCAAGAAAUUAACCAAGUUAAAGAGCAAAUGAACAAAAUAAAAGAGAAAUUAUUAGAACUACAAAAGUACCAACCCGAAGCCACCUCCGAAAUUCGCAAAUUAGAAAAAAAACUAGGGCAAAGUCGAGAAAAAAGCCAAAAAUUACACGGUGAAGCCUUGGCUAAUCGCCGUACUUGCCCCUUAAUGCAAAAUCUGGAAAAAGAAAUUAAAGCGUGUGGGGACUGCCAAGAACUAAAAACUAAAAAAUAUACCGCCACUAUCCCUAAUGCUUUACUUCAUGUCUGCUUAUUCGAUAAAAGUACCAACCCCGAAAUAUACCUUUUAUCCCACGAGGCG
Molecule: messenger RNA, 4821 nt
Organism: Ambispora gerdemannii
Lineage: Eukaryota; Fungi; Glomeromycota; Glomeromycetes; Archaeosporales; Ambisporaceae
Source: the annotation of a GenBank genome assembly